Perca flavescens (yellow perch) is the source of this 5232-nucleotide messenger RNA. Its product is annotated as membrane-associated phosphatidylinositol transfer protein 2-like. Gene Ontology annotation, biological process: phospholipid transport. NCBI's taxonomy places the organism in Eukaryota, Metazoa, Chordata, Actinopteri, Perciformes, Percidae. The record is from RefSeq and is a predicted model, not a curated record. Gene Ontology annotation, cellular component: cytoplasm. Gene Ontology annotation, molecular function: phosphatidylcholine intramembrane carrier activity; phosphatidylinositol binding; phosphatidylinositol transfer activity.
AUUUAGAAAAUUAUACCGGAAACCUCGUUAUACUGGGUUUACCUGGCAGUAUUUUGUGUCGUGCCUGAAAGGACUGUGAAGUCUUGUAGCCGCUCUGACUUGAGGAGUGACAACUUAACGAUGGCGGGUGCUCUUCAUCUGUUUGCUCUAGUUCGCUCUUUCCGGUUCUGUGGACGGGGGCGACAGCAGCUGAGCUGAGCUCACAGCCACAGUUUCAAUUCCCUCGCUAGGACGAUCCCAACCACCAACUCCUGCGAGGGUAGCUUGGAUAUUCAAGGACAUUUUAACGUUACUAUAGCUACUUUGGCCUUUUCUGUCGAUUGAGGAAAAACCAGCGUGUGGUUCUCCGGUGCAAUGAUGUGGCCAGAUUUUGUAAACACGGGCAGAAACGGCGGUUAAUAUUCACUGUGCAACACUCCCGAGCUGAUGAUGUUUGUCUUCGUCUCAUCUUUACAUGUCGUACCCGCACCCCUUCCUCUGCGGAAGGGCCAAACAAACGGCCACGUAAAGGACAUCAUUUGCUGACUUUCGAUGCGUUUUUAUCUCAAUUAUGGCAUCGUUUCCACACCUCAAGUCGGCGGCUGUUUCGUGCUGAAAGAAAACCGUGUUACUGGUGAAAGUAGUGACCCCGAAAACGCGGAGAAAAGGCCAGUGAACUUUGAUAUGCUGAGUGCUGGAUUGUGGCGAAGCCAGAGGUGCAACACUGAUGUGCAUCAGGUCCAGGAACCGUCAAUGUGGACUUCAGCUGGUGAUUUGACAAGUUAAAUAUAGGAGCCCCCCGAAUCUCUCCUGUCCCCUCUCCCUUCCCUCUGUCCCUCCCCCCUUCCCUUGUCAAUCUUCUCCCCAAUCCCACUCUCCCCAUCCUCCAAGAUUCACCAUGCUUAUCAAGGAGUACCGCAUCCCCAUGCCCAUGAGUGUGGAGGAGUACCGCAUUGCCCAGCUCUAUAUGAUCCAGAAAAAGAGCAGAGAAGAGAGCUGUGGUGAAGGUAGUGGGGUGGAGAUUCUAGAGAACAAGCCCUACACAGAUGGACCGGGUGGGACGGGCCAGUACACCCACAAGGUUUACCAUAUUGGCAUGCACAUUCCCAGCUGGUUCCGCUCCAUCCUGCCCAAAGCAGCACUGAGGGUUGAAGAGGAGUCCUGGAACGCCUACCCUUACACCCGCACCAGAUACACCUGCCCCUUUGUUGAGAAGUUCUCCAUUGACAUUGAGACCUACUACAAAUCUGACACAGGCAAUCAAGAUGUCUUCAACAUGUCUGCAACAGAGAAGAGGCAGAGGACUAUUGACCCAAUCGACAUUGUGACAGAUCCCAUCCCCCCCCAUGAAUACAAAGCAGAGGAGGACACACGGCUCUACAAGUCAGCCAAGACCCAGAGGGGUCCUCUGCAGGACGACUGGAUAGAAGAGUACAAAAAUAACCCAGGGAAGACCCCCAUCAUGUGUGCCUACAAACUCUGCAAGGUGGAGUUUCGUUACUGGGGCAUGCAGUCUAAGAUUGAACGCUUCAUCCAUGAUGUUGGAUUGAGAAAGGUGAUGGUGCGUGCCCACCGGCAGGCCUGGUGCUGGCAGGAUGAGUGGUACGGUCUGACCAUGGAGGACAUCCGGCAGCUGGAACUGGAAACCCAGCUGGCUCUGGCCACGAAGAUGGCCCAGUUCAGUCAGGCAGAAGAGGCCACAGAGGCCAACGGAGAUGCUCCGUCCCCAGACAAACACCAGGAGGUUAAAGAAGCGAUCAGCUCCAUUGAAGCUGAGGAGGUGGUUGUUCACUCAGGAGGAGAGACUCUCCAGCCACGAGGUGUACUCACCAAGCAGUGGUCCACUUCAUCCCGAUCCUCCCGCUCAUCCAAGAGAGGAGUGAGCCCAUCACGUCACAGCAUCUCAGAGUGGAGGAUGCAGAGCAUAGCGCGAGACUCAGACGACAGCUCGGACGAGGAGUUCUUCGACGCUCAUGAGGAUUUCUCAGACGGCGAGGAGGUCUUCCAAAAGGAAAUUUCCAAGUGGAACUCCAACGACCUCAUAGACAAGAUUGACUCUGCAGACACAGAGGAAACUCCUGGUGAGCUGUUCAAGGAAAUGACAGUGGAUUAUGAGAGAGCAACCAGUGAGGAAAGACUAGAUGAGGAGAGCUCGUCCCAGCAGUGUCUGCAGCCCUCCAAGAUCCAUGUGCUGAUCUUGGUUCUGCACGGAGGGAACAUCCUGGAUACAGGCGGAGGGGACCAGAACAGCAAGCAGGCCGACGUCAACACCAUUAGUACAGCUUUCGAAACAGUCAUGCGUGUUCACUACCCCACGGCGCUGGGACGCAUCGCCAUACGCUUGGUGCCCUGCCCUGCCAUCUGUGCCGAGGCCUUCUCCCUAGUUUCCAACCUGAGCCCAUACAGCUACGAUGAGGGUUGUCUGUCCAGCAGCCAGGACCACAUCCCUCUGGCAGCUCUCCCCCUACUGGCCACCUCUGCUCCACAGUACCAGGAGGCCAUUGCCACUGUCGUUGUAAGAGCCAACCAGGUGUACGCAGAGUUCAUAAAGUCUCUUAACGGGGCAGUCUUCUCUGGCCAGGUAUGCCUCAUUGGGGACUGUGUGGGAGGAAUCUUGGGAUUUGAUGCACUGUGCAGCAGCAACCAGACAGUUAAUGAAAGCCAGGACAGCAGUCGCAGGGGCAGUGUUGUCAGUGUACAGGACCAGGACCUCCUUUCUCCUGGAAUCAUUAUCAACAGCGGGCACGGGUCAGCCUCUCUGACUCUGGAGGGCAGCCGCCACCUCAGUCGCAGUAACAUUGACAUUCCUCGUGCCAGUUCAGGUGACGACACUAAGCGACAACUGCCACGCAAGAGAAGUGACUCCUCCACCUACGAGCUGGACACAAUAAAACAACACCAGGCCUUCCUCACCAGCUUACACGCCAGUGUUUUGCGGAAUGACACAGUCUCACGCAGGUCGAGUAGCAGCGCUAUGCUGGAUGGAGGCUCCCUGGGAAAGUUUGACUUUGAGGUCUCCGACUUUUUCCUGUUUGGCUCUCCACUGGGCUUGGUACUUGCCUUGAGAAAGACUGUCAUUCCAAUGCUGGAUGUGGCCCAACUGCGGCCUGCCUGUCAUCAAGUCUACAACCUGUUCCACCCAGCCGAUCCCUCAGCCUCCCGCCUGGAGCCUCUAUUGGAGAGGAAGUUUCACCUCCUGCCUCCCUUCAACGUGCCCCGUUACCAACGCUUUCUGGGUGACGGAAACUCUGCCCUACUUGCGGAUGUUGUUCAGUCUCAUGGUGGUGUCUUCAUGGACAGUUCGUACCCCUCAUCCCCCGUAACGGGCCCCCUCUCCCGGGGCCAGCGGAGGGCCAGUGAAGUCAGCAUUGCCAGCCAGGUCUCAGGAAUGGCAGACAGUUACACUGCCACCAACAUAGCCAACACCAAAUCACGCCAAAUUAACCAAUUCAAAAAGUUCAGCCUUUUGUCCCAACUCGCCCUUUCAUCACAAAACAAAUUCUUCCUGAAAAGUCCUCCUAAGUCCCGUAAAAAAGCGGAGGCUGGCAAGGCCGCAGGAUCUCCUGAUGCAGAUCUAGUAGCAGAGCUGGACGGUGUGGCAGAGACUAGUGACCGUCUAAGUCCCACUGGCCAGCACGAGAACUGCCAGUCACCUGGGCUGGAGCGUGCUAUAUCUGUUCUGGUCUCACUGGACUCCCAGGCUGAAGUGGACCAAGUUGCAGCACGUUGGUGGGGCACAAAGCGGCUGGACUUUGCCCUGUACUGCCCCGAUGCUCUCACCGCUUUCCCCACAGUGGCUUUACCGCACCUCUUCCACGCAUCAUACUGGGAGUCCACUGAUGUUGUGUCUUUUCUCCUGAGACAGGUCAUGAGGCAUGAAAACUCUAGCAUCCUGGAGCUCGAUGGGAAAGAAGUGACUGAAUUCACUCCCUCUAAACCUCGAGAGAAGUGGCUCCGCAAGAGGACCCUAGUGAAGAUCAGGAACGUGACUGCCAACCACCGCAUUAACGACGCAGUGUUCACAGAAGACUCCCAGCAGGUCGUGACAGGUCGCUUUAUGUACGGCCCUCUGGACAUGGUCACCUUGGCCGGGGAGAAGGUUGAUCUCCACAUCAUGACCCAGCCCCCAUCAGGAGAAUGGGUGUACUUCAACACACAAGUGACCAACAGUAGUGGCCGUGUGUCUUUUGCCAUCCCAGAGAAAAAACGUCUGGGCAUCGGAGUCUACCCAGUCAAAAUGGUUGUCAGGGGUGACCACACAUGUGCAGACAGCUACGUGACAGCUGUUCCACGUGGCACAGAGUUUGUUGUAUUCAGCAUCGACGGGUCAUUUGCUGCCAGUGUGUCAAUCAUGGGCAGUGAUCCCAAAGUGCGGGCAGGAGCCGUGGAUGUUGUCAGGCACUGGCAAGAUUUAGGCUAUAUGAUCAUCUAUGUGACAGGACGGCCAGACAUGCAGAAGCAGCGGGUAGUGGCUUGGUUAUCUCAGCACAACUUCCCUCAUGGCAUUGUCUCCUUCUGUGACGGCCUGGUCCACGACCCGCUCAGACACAAGGCCAACUUCCUCAAGUCCCUGACAGAGGUUCACAUGAAGAUUUUCGCUGGCUACGGAUCAACCAAAGACAUCUCAGUCUACACCUCCGUUGGCAUCCCUCCCUCCCAAAUAUACAUCGUCGGGAGACCCUCCAAGAAGAUGCAGUGCCAGUUCAUCACAGAGGGCUAUGCGGCUCAUUUGUCCCAGCUGGAGUACAGCCACCGUUCUCGGCCAGCUAAGUCCAGCAGUGCACGCAUGGUACCACGUAAAGGCAACGGCUUGGGUGCAAACAGCGACUUCCUAAGGAAGAGGAACCACCUGCUGCGCACCAUCUCAUCCCAACCGGCUCCCAGCUCCCCAACAGGCAGCAUCCACAACAGGCCAGAACGCACACAGAGCCAAUCGGACGGCGAGAGGCUGGAGCGGGAUCGGCAGGAGUGCGCUCACAGCUACAGCCAGGGAGCAGCACAGCGCAGCAUGAGCAUCACAGCCAGCUGCUGGGGCCGCAGCAGCAGCACCAAGCUGGAACCAGGCGUUCUCAGCCCCAAAUGAGAUUAGGAAGACAGAGUACCUUCGGGAGAGUGAUGAAAAGCAUACAGUGCUGAGGAAGAGACCCAUGACAAAGAUAAAUGCAAAGAGUGAAAAACAGUUGGCUUGCACCAAAUGGGUAAAUACCACAAUGAAAACAAUAGGUGCUACAAACCACUCUUUAUAAACUAAUG